GGCACCUAUCAGCAGCAGGCCGUCACGUCAUAUUAUUCGGACCCUUUGGAGCAUGCAUGGCAUUUGCAGAUCAUGCGCUUCAUCGUCGAGAGUGGGAUGGCGUUCAACUGCGUGAAACUUGAAAGCUUCAAACGCAUGUUCACGAUGAUCAUCCCCUUGGGGGUUCCAAGGGCACCCACGCCCAGAAUGCCCUCGUACCACAUGGUGCGCACGACCCUUUUGGACGAGCUGGAUUCAGAGGUCCAAAAUUGUGUUCGCCCACUCCUUGACACGACAAGAGAGCAUGGUUGCACAAUCAUGACCGACGGUUGGACCAACAUCCAGGGUCAGACAUUGUGUAACUACCUCGUCGGGACAAAUUUGGGGGCAGCGUAUGUCGCCACCGACGUCAUGCACGGCAAGAAGGACGCCAUUGCCCUUGCAACCGCAUGGUUGAAGAGGGUGAAGUCCAUGGACUUGAAGCUGAGCGACAUCACAACGUUCGUGACGGGUUCCGCUGGGGUGAACGUCGCGGCGAUGGAGGUUUUUGAGAAGGACAAGAGCGUCAAACACAUGUUCUGGAUCCCCUGCGUCGCCCAUGUGAUGAAUCUCAUCCUCGAGGACAUCGGUGGGAUUGAUUGGGUGGCCACCCGCAUCGCGCAGGCGAGGUUGGUGACGAGGUUCUUCAAGCGCCAUGGCCACGCGCGUGAGGUUUUGGAGAAAUUAUCGAAGAAGACCCUUCUUCUGCCGGCGGAGACUGGUUUCGGCACGAAUGUCAUCAUGAUGACAAGGCUUGUGGACCUGCGGGAAGAGCUCACGGAGCUCGUGGGCGCCGAUUGCUGGCGUGAGACUGUUUGGUCCACCGGCAAGAUCCGCAAGGAUGCCGCAGAGAUCACUGCGUGUAUCGGGUCUCCUCCAUGGUGGGAGGAUUUGAGAGCUUUGUGCAGGAUGUUGGAGCCUAUCAUGGAUAUGUUGAGGACCGGAGGUGGCGGCGACGGGGGAGGUGAUGGCAGAGGUGGAGCCGACGACAGAGGUCGCGGAGGACGUGGCGGCGACGAGGGAGGUCACGGAGGACGUGGCGGCGACGGCAGAGGUCGCGGAGGACGUGGCGUCGACGGGGUAGGCGAAGACACACGGCACGGAGGAGGUGGCGACGACGAGGGAGGCGAGGACAGAGAUCACGGAGGGGGUGGUGGCGACGAGGGAGGUGAUAACAGAGGUCACGGAGGAUGUGGCGACAACGAGGAAGGCGAGGAGAGAGAUCACAGAGGGGGUGGGGGUGACGAGGGAGGUGACGACAGAGGUCACAGAGGAGGUGGCGACGACGAGGGAGGCGAGGAGAGAGAUCACGGAGGGGGUGGCGGCGACGAGGGAGGUCAUGGCAGAGGUGGUCUUGUGCGUGGUCGUGGCUUCGUCUUGAAGCGGUUGAGAUACCGGGGCAAACAGGAUAACAACAUUUCAUCUCGUGUGCGCAGACGUCGUCUUCAGACUGUUCACGAUGUGACCGUCACGGAGGCAAUCGUCGUGCAGCAGGAGCAGGUUGUCGUGUCUGAGGAUUCCAUGAACAAAAAGGCGGACUUGGACAUCAUUCCUUCGGCGGUCACAGCUCCGGAGGAGAGUGGAGCAGGCCCAGUAGGGUUGACUCGUCCAAAGUCUCCGGCGCGCGUUGCAGACACUCAGGUCGCACAGGACUCCCAGCGCCAUCUCACACAAACCACGGUCGAGGUUCAUGUGGAAGGUCGAGGAGGGGUAGCCGAUGAUGGGCGGACGAUUCCAUGCGGUGGAGGGAAUGUGCCACCUCCUUCCACCGUCAUUUGCACUGGUGCCCACAAGGCACCCAGCGCCUCGGUCCCCUCCACAGGCGAGGUAGCACGUCCUCCCACGGGUGACGUUGGUUUGGAGAACGGAGAGGUUGCACGUACUCCCACUUGUGCCCAUGAGGGAGAGGAUGCACGUCCUGCCACAGUCGAGCAUGUUGGCCUCGCCUGCCCCAUUGGCAGUCUUCCGCCCACCGCCGAGAUGUUAGUCAUGAAGUUGGCGUUGGAUGGUUUGCCCGACAUAUCGACUUUGAUAUCUCCCACUUUGGCAUUUGCGGCACCACCAGCGACUGGUCCAGCGGAUGACACGGAUGGAGUGUCUAGAGGAUUCGACGAGUUCGUUGGCGACACGAUACUGCAUCCCACAGUCUCCACCACUCUCGCCGUUUUUCAUGUGGGAGCACCGCACGCAGUGGACCAGGGUUUGGCGGAGCAGGUGGCACGGAACCGCCGUGGCGGCCCCCACGUCGCGGCGCAACGCAGUCUAGGGGAUUCAUUCGAGAGAGUGGAUGCAGAGUAUGUGGCGCAGGACGGUCAUUCUGCGCGGGAUUUCGGAGGCGAGGGGUCAUCAGUACUGGCAGGUCCUCGGCCAGACCCACACCCAGGCCCGCUACGUCCAGCGCAGGAGACGGUUUGUGAAGUUGUCGGCUUGGGCGGUGGCGAGGACACGAGGCAGGAUCUAGCACGGACACAUGGUGGCGUGCCUGGUGGCAGAGACCACGAGCAUAUAGUGACAUCGGACGCACAGCAUAGCGUUGACAGGGCCAUCUCACGUGUUGUCGGAGGCAAGCACACAGGUGACGCUCGACCGCAUCACAUGGCGAUGCGUUCAACACCCCCACACCCCGAUGGCGUCGACCCGGUGUCGGUGCGAAUACCCUUACAAGGGUAUCCACCCUGGUUUUUGCAAGUGACAGAAGAUAAGGUUUGUUCAAAAUCUGAGUACCCCGUGCGAAGUUGCAGUCGUGUUUGGUUCGUGUUAACUGAAUGGUUGACGGGGAGCAAAGUGCGUGUGGGCGAGCAGUUUUGAGGCGCGCGUGAUGUUUUUUUCUCUUGAUGCUAUAGAGUCGGCGUGUCUGGCGACAACAUCUUUGGGCUUUGAGUAAAGCUAGGAAAAGUUU
Chara braunii is the source of this 2917-nucleotide messenger RNA. The record is from the annotation of a GenBank genome assembly. NCBI's taxonomy places the organism in Eukaryota, Viridiplantae, Streptophyta, Charophyceae, Charales, Characeae.